CGAUGAAAGAUCAAAACAUUAAAUAUUAGUUGACAAUUUUUAAUACAACGUAAAUUCAAUAAUCAAAAUCGUUUAAUGUUAUCCGUUCUAUGAAUUAUUAUAUAUUUUAUGAUAUUAAUUUAAUGUUAGUACAACAUCCGUAGACGUGGAUAUAUGUAUAUAUAUAUAUACAUAUACACACAUCAAAUUAUAAUUUAACUUAAUAUCUAAUAUUACAUCACGAUAUGAUUACAUAUAAUGUCAACUGUGCACUUUCUAUUAAAAGAUCUUAUUUCACUUUUCUCCAUUUCGUUUAAUAUAUUUGGAGUAUUUUUGUUAGAUUUUUCUUAUAUCUUCUUAUACUUUUAAAUAUGAACGAAUCAGGAUCUAAUUUAGUGACCACAUAUACUUUUAAAGGAGGGAAAGAAUAUGUCGUAAAAAUGAAAGUAUUGGCUUUUAAACGAUGUCAAAGAUGUUUGGAAUUGACGAUAACCGAUAAAUUUACUGCUGAAGAUUGGCGAUCAUCUUAUGAUACUGCAUAUAUUGAAAAUUUGACACAUAAGACUGGAAAUUAUAAACAGUUUGACGUAUUUGUCGCAAUGCUGCAAUCGGGACUAUUAAAAACAAGCGAGUCUAUCACAUUGGAUUUAUUGACUUUUGAAGAUCUAGAAUUAUUACGUUCUCGCAAAAUUGAUAAUAGUUCUAUUUCAGCUAUAAGUAAUAAGGCAAAUAAUCGACGGUAUCUCAUUUUAACAUAUACAGUAGAAUUUGAUCGAAUCCAUUAUCCAUUGCCCUUGGAAUACUGUGGUUUGCCUGAUCCAACAAUAUUGCAAGCAACAAUAAGAAGAUUGCAAGCUGAAAUUGAAAGAUUAAAUGCUACUGGUAUGAAUAAAGAUCUUCAGAAACGGAUAGAGAAACUUUCAAUCACAAAUCAAAGAUUACUUGAAGAAAAUCAUAAACUCUCUAGUGGAGGAAAAGGCAUAAGACGAUUAGCAAGUGCGAUAAGCGCGUUAGAAAAUAGCGUUGCCAAAGAACGAGCAUCGUUCCGAACACAAAUUCAAAAACUUCGUGCUGAAAAUGCCGUAUUGUCAUUAAAAAUACGUCAGCUUACUGAGUCUACUACUAGAAGAUCGGGUGAUGGUAGUCCUGCAUUUAAACGUCGGACUCCUCCACCUUCUUCGCAUAGUCGUCGUUCAAUUAAUAGAAGAAGUAGAAGUCGGUCUCCUUCUAUUUAUAGUCAUUUUAAAGCAUCUAGUUUGUCACCUGGAAGUUCAGUGGAGUCAUUCCAAACUAAAAAUUCUUCGAAUCGGAAUAUUGUAAAAUCACGUUACAUUUGCUCUAAAGAAUCAAAAAUUGAUUUUGGAAAUUUGGAAUCAAGGAUUUACACACUUCAAAAAAUGUUAAAAGAGGGAAUUAAUCUUAGUUAAAAACAUAAAUACAGUAAUACUUAUUCUUUAUGUAUAUACAAACUAAAUACAUACCUUUAUUUAUUAAAA
Vespula vulgaris is the source of this 1475-nucleotide messenger RNA. RefSeq names its product centrosomal protein CCDC61-like. The record is from RefSeq and is a predicted model, not a curated record. Gene Ontology annotation, cellular component: centrosome. The coding region runs from base 351 to 1406 and encodes 351 amino acids. The transcript is spliced from 7 exons. Lineage: Eukaryota; Metazoa; Arthropoda; Insecta; Hymenoptera; Vespidae.